CUGCUCAGAAACUCUCUGAACACUUGGCAGGACAGGACUGUCUGUGGUGGGAUUUUGUCUGGUGGUUGGGUAGGCUUGGGUAUUAACCUCAGAAAGACUCAAUUCUGAUCUCAAAGGUUCUGCGCCCUGGGACAAGUCUCUUCCCUAUUCUAAGCCCACUUUGCACAUCUGAAAACUGAGGCUUAGACUGGUAGAUUGGCAGGAAGAUUAGAGAAGGUUAGAGAAGGUACUGGGUAUGAAGUCAGCACAAUGCUCUUUGACUACCCAUCAUGUGCUCCCGCUUAUAUAGUGUGGCCAUCCUGCUCUACCUAACACACAAGUAUAAGGUCCCUGACUACUGGUACCCUCAAGAUCUGCAGGCCCGUGCCCAUGUGGAUGAGUACCUGGCAUGGCAGCACACAACACUUCGGAGAAGCUGCCUACGGGCCUUGUGGCAUAAGGUGAUGUUCCCUGUUUUCCUGGGUGAGCAAAUACCCCCUGAUGUGCUGGCAGCCACACUGGCAGAAUUGGAUGCUAACCUGCAGUUGCUCGAGCACAAGUUUCUCCAGGACAAGGCUUUCCUUACUGGGUCCCACAUCUCCCCUGCUGACCUGGUAGCCAUUACAGAGCUGAUACAUCCUGUAGGUGGUGGCUGCCAAGUCUUUGAAGGGCAUCCCAAGCUGGCUGCAUGGCGCCAGCGAGUGGAAGCAGCAGUGGGGGAGAACCUCUCCCGGGAGGCCCACCAGGUCAUCCUGAAGGCUAAGGACUCUCCACCUGCCAACCCCAUCAUAAAGCAGAAACUGAUGCCUGGAGUGCUGGCCAUGAUCCGAUGAGUUCAGAAGUCUCACCCCUGCGCUGGUCAUGUUUCUUCACGAAACACCUUCAUUUUCAGUGUUCCCAGAUGACAGUAGUGGUGCAGCCUUGCUUCCCAGCCCAUGCCUCCCAGCUCAACUCUUCGUUAACAACUGUCAGAGAACCAUGGCAACCACAUCAUGUCCAGACCAGUAAUCAUUGAUUUUCACUUUAAGUUCAGGUUAAAUAAACCUGGGAUCAGCUGUGCUUA
Molecule: messenger RNA, 1042 nt
Organism: Nannospalax galili (Upper Galilee mountains blind mole rat)
Lineage: Eukaryota; Metazoa; Chordata; Mammalia; Rodentia; Spalacidae
Product: glutathione S-transferase theta-1-like
Exons: 3
Coding region: 270-812 (180 amino acids)
Biological process (GO): glutathione metabolic process
Cellular component (GO): cytoplasm
Molecular function (GO): glutathione transferase activity
Source: RefSeq, a predicted model, not a curated record